This is a messenger RNA of Mirounga angustirostris (Northern elephant seal), 2865 nucleotides long. RefSeq names its product LINE1 type transposase domain containing 1 (gene L1TD1). Gene Ontology annotation, cellular component: ribonucleoprotein complex. The annotation marks the transcript as partial. The transcript has 2 exons. The record is from RefSeq and is a predicted model, not a curated record. Gene Ontology annotation, molecular function: single-stranded RNA binding. Gene Ontology annotation, biological process: retrotransposition. Lineage: Eukaryota; Metazoa; Chordata; Mammalia; Carnivora; Phocidae.
AACAACGUAUCUGCAAUGUCCAUUGUAGAGUCAGAAAUUGCUAGACUUGCAAAGAAACAAGAAAAUAGCACCCAUAGGGAAAGAAUUCAGUUGAUAGAAACUGACCAGGAGAUGGCUCAGGUAUUAGAUUUAAAAUGCAAAGACAUGUCAGCAGUUAUGCUGAUGAAGUUUAAGGGCUUGAUGGAAAAUCUGGACUUCAUGGUUGAAGAGAUAAGGGAAUCCCUUAAAAAGGACCUAAAGGAAAUUUUAGGAGUAGAAAGUAAAAUACAUGAAGUGAAAAAUAUAAACAACUCCAGUACCAACAAGGAGUGGCCACAAAUAAAAGGUUUAGCCACACAAAAAACAGGGUUGGUAGAGAAAAUAGAAGGAGCAAACUCUGAAAUAGUUGAAGAUAGUGAAAAUUUGACUUUUAAAAGAAAAGAAGUAAGUGAGCUGAGUAGCAAAUUAGACAAAGCUGAAGAGUACAGUAUGAACCAAGGUAAGGAAUUGUCCUGUGAUGAAUCAAAAAAUGACAAAGGCAUGGAAAGUGUGGAAGAAGCCAUAAGCAAUAUAGACAACACUUGGGGAGAUCGUAGUAUCCAUAUAGAAGUAACACGAGAGAACCGAGAGAUUGGAGAGGAGGAACCGGUCAGAGAAAAAAGAGAGGAGAAAAUCCCUCAGAAUUUAAAGAAUAAAGAGAAAAUUCUAAAAACCUCCAGAGAAGAUGAAGGAGCAGUACUUACACUGGUGGCAGACUUUUCAUCAGCAACACUGGACAUUAGGAAGCAAUGGAGUAACAUCUUCAACAUUCUGAGGGAAAAUGAUCUGGAACCUAAAGUUCUAUGCCAGGUUAAAUUAACAUUUAAGUGUGAGGGUGAAGUAAGGACCUUUUCAGAUAUGCAAAGUCUCAGCAAUUUUAUUAGCCAAAAACCAUUUUUGAACGAAUUACUGAAAGAUGUACUCCCACAAAAGGAAAAAAUAAAGAGAGGAAGAAGGUACGGGAUUCAAGAAAAAGUGGAAAAAACUCAACUAGAUUUGAAGCAUGGAGCCGAUGGGGAAGCCAGUGAUGGCUUGAGUUUUCUAUUUGUUAAAAAAGUAAAGGUUGCUGAGCCAGAGGAGGUGAAGAACUUAGAGAUUCAGGAAGAAGAGUCUUCAGAGCUGGAAGAAGAGGGAGAAGAGGCUUCAGAGUUGGAUGAGGAAGAAGAGGCUUCAGGCCUGGAGGAGGAGGAAGAAGAGACUUCAGGGCUGGAGGAGGAGGGAGAAGAAGAGGCUUCAGUAUUACGUGAGAAACAGGAUUCAACCUUUCAGCGUCAUUCUGAGGUAAAUACACAACGUGGAGUUGAAGAAAAAAAUAGUGGUUUGGAGAUUGUUUUAAUUAAAGAGGUAGAAGAUUCUGAGCCAGAGGAAGAAAAAGGUUCAGAGUGGGAAAUGGAAGUAGUUUUAUCGUGGGAGGAAGGAGAGGACUCUGAGGUAGAAAAUGUAAAGACUGCCUCCCAGAUUGAGAAAAAAGAGGCCUCAGAUGGGCUUAAAGAAAUUGCCUAUGAUUAUUUGGCUCAGGACUUUGAGAAGAAAAAAUUGGUGAAACACCAGAUGGCACAAAAAACCCAGGAUAAAAAGGAAACAGCUAUGCCCAGAAACCAAGGAAUUGGGACAGUCUGUCCAAUCUUGCGUUUGGCCUCUCCCUCAAAAUCACUAGAGAUAAGUUCUGAUAAGCAGAAAAGGCAUUUAAGUACAAAUUUGAGUACUCCAUCAGGAAUCACCAAAUUUUUAAGGAAGACUGAGAAAGAGCGACACAAAACUCUGCUAACAGAUGAGCAAACAUCUAAAGAAACAGACUUAAUACAAGAAACUGAAGAAAACUUCAGAAGAAAUGUAAUUAACAACUUUAGAGAGCUACAGGAGGAGGUUGCAAAUCUUAAAAAUUACCUUCCAGAGGUCUUGGGAAUAAAAAACUCAGUAGAUGUUCUGAAUAGCAGAAUAGACACACUUGAAGAGAGAAUGGACAAUCUGGAAGACCGAAUUGAAGAAUUCUCUAAGGAUACAAUGCAAAUGGCCAAACAGAUAAUAAAUAAAGAAAGGUCAAGAGACAUAGAGGAUAGAUCCAGAAGUUCCAACAUCCGUUUGAUAGGAAUUCCAGAAAAAGAUAAUAAAGAGAAUGGAGCAGAGGAAAUAAUUAAGGAAAUCAUUGAAGAAAACUUUCCAGAGCUAAAGGAUUCAAGUCUUGAGGUGGUCAGUGCUUACCGAAUACCUAGUAAGAUUGAUGAGAAGAGACUCACUCCUAGACACAUCUUGGUGAAAUUUGGGAAUUGCAGUGAUAAAGAAAAAAUCCUAAAGGCUUCCAGAAAAAGAGAAAUAACCUACAGAGGAACAAGAAUCAGAAUGACCGCAGACUUAUCAUUAGAUACUCUAGAUGCUAGAAGUCAGUGGAGCAAUGUCAUAAAAGUUCUGCAGGCAAAAGGCUUUACACCUAGAAUCCUAUACCCAGCCAAAUUGGCAUUUGAUUUUGAAGGUAAAACAAAGACAUUUUUUGAUACCGAAGAGUUCACAAAGUUUGUUUCUUGCAUACCCUCUUUGAAAGAAUUACUGGAGGAUAUACUUUAGCAAUCUAGGAUGACUAUAAACACGUACACACAAUAUAUAUUACCUUCCUCCCACAGCAAGAGUCAAAAAGGAAAACGAAAUUAAAAUGCCACAUUUCUACCCAGGAGGAUGGACUGUGAACAGUAUACUUGGGGAGUAGGGGAAAGGAAGGUUACAGAUACUACUUAGAUGUUGGUGAAGUUAAAGGGUGUGUGUUAAAAUUAGUGUUAAUCAUGGUAGCUUGUGCAAGAGUAGGCUUUCUAAACUAUUGGGGAGAGGGAGGGAAUCUGUCAAUGUAACCAUGGG